Messenger RNA from Carlito syrichta (Philippine tarsier), 2261 nucleotides. It is a transcript of the gene PRORP, whose product is annotated as KIAA0391 ortholog. Gene Ontology annotation, biological process: mitochondrial tRNA 5'-end processing; tRNA 5'-leader removal. The transcript has 8 exons. Gene Ontology annotation, cellular component: mitochondrial ribonuclease P complex; mitochondrion. Gene Ontology annotation, molecular function: protein binding; ribonuclease P activity. The coding region runs from base 394 to 2139 and encodes 581 amino acids. NCBI's taxonomy places the organism in Eukaryota, Metazoa, Chordata, Mammalia, Primates, Tarsiidae. The record is from RefSeq and is a predicted model, not a curated record.
AGUUUCCACCGCGUUGAUGGGCGCGUGAAGUGAGUGAGUGCUGUGGUAAGUUGUUCAGUGAAACGCACUUCGCUGGUCAGCGGUCGGUUCGUGGACGGGAAUAUAACAGACACCAGAGGAUUCCUGCUCUGCCCGGCUUGGGGCUUGCGACGUUGGAUAUCCUCCGAUUGUUGCUUAAUCGAGAGAACUCACCUGCCUUCGUUGCUAUUAAGUAACUCUAAAAGCAGAACUUGGAUUUGUCUGUAUGGAGGAAAUGAGGAUUUCCUUUUAAAAAGUUGCUCUGUGACUCUCGGCCCCCGACCCUCAGUCUCUUAAUUUUGCUGUAGAAGUAACGGUUUUUCGAACAUCUCUCUCUCUCUCUGGUGCUCAUCAGGGAGGUGAUCUCACUGCAUAAUGACUUUCUGUUUGUCUGGUAUUGGAAACUUUUCUAAGCUUUGGAAGAGCAACCCGUACCGAGGGCUGGGCCCAGGGCACUCUUAUCUUGCUCUCUUUGUCAGAGACCACUGUGGCAUCAGGAACCAACAGAGGUGGUUUUCCCUUAAAACAAUAUCUCCACAAAAUACGAAAGCAACGAAUCUUCUGAUUGCCAAGGCCAGAUAUCGCAGGAAAGAUGAGGACAGUAAUCAGGUUUCUUCUGAUUCUCAUUUUUUGUCAGCUGGAGCAGCUAAGAAGAGGUCACAGAUGAAUCCUCAGAGUAAGGAUCCUGUCAUGCCAUCUGUGAGGAACACUAUUCAACUCCCAACAAAACCUUUGAAUUCAGAGGAGUGGGAUAAACUUAAGGAAGAUUUCAAAGGAAAGGCCAAUUUUGAAAGUUGGAUUGGCUCACAGAUGGCUCACUCUCAUAGCUCUGUGAAUGUAGCUAAAUCUCUGCUGGCAUGGGUAGCAGCAAAAAACAAUGGUAUUGUAGGCUAUGAUUUACUGGUCAAGUAUUUGUCUCUCUGUGUCUUUCAUAAGCAGACGUCAGAAGUUAUCGAUGUCUAUGAAAUAAUGAAAGCCAGAUAUAAGAGUUUAGAAUCUGGGGGUUACUCUCUUCUCAUCCGAGGAUUAAUCCAUUCAGACAGAUGGAGAGAAGCCUUGUUGUUGCUAGAGGACAUCAAAAAAGUCAUGACUCCUUCAACAAGGAACUAUCAUGAUUGUAUCCAGGGAGCUCUUCUUCAUAAAGAUGUAGACGUAGCUUGGAAUUUGUAUCAGGAAUUGCUAGGUCAUGAUCUUAUUCCUCUGUUGGAAACUUUAGAAGCCUUCUUUGAUUUUGGAAAAGAUAUAAGGGAUGAUCACUAUUCAAACAAAUUGCUGGACAUUCUUUUGUAUCUAAGAAAUAAUCAACGAUAUCCUGGGGAAUCGUUUGCACAGAGUAUAAAAACAUGGUUUGAGAGUCUUCCUGGAAAACAGUGGAAAGGACAAUUCACCACAAUACAGAAAAGUGGUCAGUGUUCGGGCUGUGGAAAAACUAUAGAGUCUAUUCACCUGAGUCCAGAAGAGUAUGAUUUUCUCAAGGGAAAAAUCAUGAGGGAUGUGAUAGAUGGAGGUGACCAAUAUAAAAAGACAACACCUCAGGAACUUAAGAGAUUUGAGAACUUUGUAAAAUCUUGUCCUCCAUUUGAUAUUGUCAUUGAUGGCCUCAAUGUCGCCAAAAUGUUUCCUAAGGCUCGUGAAUCUCAAGUUCUCUUGGACGUAGUUUCUCAACUAGCCAAGCAGAAUCUGCGACUGCUUGUCCUGGGCCGGAAGCAUAUGCUAAGGCAGCAUUCCCGCUGGAGACAGAAUGAUAUGGAAAAAGUGCAAAAGCAAGCUAGCUGUUUUUUUGCUGAUAACAUCUCAGAGGAUGACCCAUUCCUUCUGUAUGCAACACUGCACUCAGGGAAUCACUGCAAGUUUAUCACAAAUGACCUGAUGCGAGACCACAAGGCCUGUCUGCCUGAUGCCAAGACUCAACACCUGUUCUUUAAGUGGCAGCAGGGUCAUCAGCUGGCAAUUAUUAAUAGGACUCCAGGAUCAAAAAUAGGCUUUCAGCAUAUUCUCAGCUAUGACACAGUGGUGCAAACAACUGGAGACUCGUGGCACAUCCCAUAUGAUGAAGACCUGGUAGAAAGAUACUCUUAUGAAGUGCCAACCAAAUGGCUUUGCCUCUACCAAAAAACAUAAAGAAUCUUCCCCCCAUACUAAGUUUGUUUUGGGGUACCCUUCUGGUUGGCAUUUAGAGCUCUUGAUUCGAUGUUUGUGUGGAGCAUUGCUUCUGUCCUGAAGAUAAAAGGAUCCUGUUAACA